AUGAUUUGCCACUGGUUGGUAACAAGGCGCCUGAUUUUGAGGCAGAGGCUGUUUUUGAUCAAGAGUUCAUCAAGGUGAAGCUCUCAGAGUACAUUGGUAAAAAGUAUGUGAUUCUCUUUUUCUACCCUUUGGACUUCACUUUUGUCUGCCCUACAGAGAUUACUGCCUUUAGUGACCGUUAUGAGGAAUUUGAGAAGCUAAACACGGAAGUGUUAGGUGUCUCAGUGGACAGUGUGUUCUCGCAUCUUGCGUGGGUCCAAACAGAGAGAAAGUCAGGAGGGCUCGGUGAUCUGAACUACCCACUUGUCUCUGAUAUCACUAAAUCCAUUUCAAAAUCUUUUGGUGUGCUCAUCCCUGAUCAGGGCAUUGCACUGAGAGGGCUUUUCAUCAUUGACAAGGAAGGAGUCAUCCAGCAUUCCACCAUCAACAACCUCGGUAUUGGCCGAAGCGUUGAUGAGACAAUGAGAACCCUCCAGGCAUUACAGUAUGUUCAAGAAAACCCUGAUGAGGUCUGCCCCGCGGGAUGGAAGCCUGGGGAGAAAUCGAUGAAGCCUGACCCCAAGCUGAGCAAAGAGUAUUUUUCAGCUAUUUAAAGGCUUUUUAAACAAAUGAUUGGUGAAAAGCAGAGGCAUGUUUGUUUUUUCCCUAUGUUGGAGUCUUUGAGUGCUGAGUUUAAUAUGUUUUUUGCCAAAUUAACAUUUGCUUGAAUAUCUUUGCUUUGUCUUCAUUAGUUAUGUUUCUGCUGUGUGUGUUUUCCUCAAAAUUUAAUAAAAAACAAUGGAAUUUAUGUGUUUACCUA
This is a messenger RNA of Brassica rapa (field mustard), 799 nucleotides long. RefSeq names its product 2-Cys peroxiredoxin BAS1-like, chloroplastic. The record is from RefSeq and is a predicted model, not a curated record. Gene Ontology annotation, molecular function: thioredoxin peroxidase activity. Gene Ontology annotation, biological process: response to oxidative stress; cellular response to stress; hydrogen peroxide catabolic process. Lineage: Eukaryota; Viridiplantae; Streptophyta; Magnoliopsida; Brassicales; Brassicaceae.